UCAAAGACUUCACAAGCAAGACGAGAACUAUCGGAGUCCGUGCGACCGACAGCAACACAUCUUCCAACAACAUCUCUCUCUUCAUCUAUCUUUUGGUCAUAAUAUACAUAAUAUAUUCACUCCCUUGUGAAUUCACUUCUGCUAUAGCUUCCAAGACUGACGAGAGUUCAGCACGGGGCACGAGGGGAACAAGGCGUCGGUGGCGAUGGCCUCGUGGUUCAGUUGGAGCAGCGAGCCGGACUACCGGAGUCCGCGGCGGGACCCGUCUGACGUGGUCAUGGACACCCUGAUGCUGGAGCUCAACUGGCAGCUGAAGGAGGCCGAGAGGAUGCAGCGUGAGAGGGACAGCGAGUACCGGCGCCUCCAGACUGGCGUGGACUACAGCUGGCUGGUCAACACGCCACGCAACACCUAUGACGUGUCACCUGGUGAGAAGCUGGGCCUGGAGGACCUGUGCUCCAAGGUGCAUCCAACCUACUGCGGAGCUGUCAUACUGAGGUUCCGCCAGUUGGUGACUGAGAACGAACCGGAGGUGCAGGAGGUACCUGCCCUUUUCCGCACAGUCGUCCUCGAGGCUUUGGACCGCAUGAGGGAGGAGCAGGAGGCGCAGCGGCUCUCGCGCCAGUGGAACAACAAACGGGCCAUGAGCAUGUCUCUCAUGAACUUCAAGUCACGCGUCAAGAUCAACCCCUUUGGCAGCACCUUGGGCCUGACCUCGACUGGAGGGGGAGGGGAGGGUGUGUGCGAGCUGAAGACGGUGUCAGAAGACGUGGAGAAGGCGCUGGAGGAAAGGGCUGACAGGUCCCAGAGGGUGUGGAGCAUGCCCAACUUCAGACAUAAAGGGCUGUACACUACCAAGGCCGUCUGAGCUGGGAAUCCACAGGACAGUGUUGUGGUUCAGUGGAGGAUAGAGCAACGCUAGUGAGAGGUAGCCUAUAAUAAACCCAUGGAACCUGCCCAGUCUGCUUUGAACAAGAAUGGGGAGAAAUAGGAGACAUGUCUCUCCCAUCCUCUCCUUCGGCAGUGUGGGGUCAUCCACUAUUGAAAGCUUUUGACUUAUGAAUUUGAUAUGGGGAGCUAUGCUAAGGAUAUUUCACAAUGUUUUGAGAUUUUCAGACACAUUCUUUGCUGUACCUUUAUUGAAGAUUAGAUAGUUUCUAAGAGAAUUGUGUUGCAUGCACUUACUUUUACUGUGCUUUUUUUCCCUUUAUAACAACAUAAUACUCCGGAGCUACAUGUAUUUAAAUUGUAGUUAACCAAUGAGGCUUACACAUGAAACAAUCAACAAGUUCUGUUUUUUUCUCAAGCAUUUUUUUGGCACUGUAAAGGGAAGUGCUGCUUAUCAUGGCUUUUUAGUGACCUUUUUAUAACUUGAAAAAUCAACAGUAAACUGACUGCUCUAUUGGAGUGGUUACCAUGACAUUGUAGAUUAUAUCAAUCUUCGUUCUAACUCUUUACAGUUGGAAUACAGUGCAUCUUGAUCUCUUUGUGUUGUCGGUCUUACUUUAUUGCUAUUGACUUAUCAGCAAAAUACAAUUGCUGCGCAAAUAUUUUAAAUGCCAAAUAUUUCAAAUCACUUUCUUACGGCAAAAAGCAUAGAAAUCCACAUCUAAGCUAUGGGGGUAAGCAUGAAAAAAGCUAAGCGGUAAGCACAAAGGCACCGUUUUAUUACUCAGCAACAAGGUUGAGGUGCCUGGGCUAUUUGCCUUGUCCAAUAAGACUGACAAAGCCUGGUUACAGGACAAACUGUGUCUCAUAAGAGGCACACAAUGGCAGCAAUAAUUCAUACACAAUGGGAAUGGAUGCUUGAUUGUACUGUAACAUUUCAGAUGACUAUUGUAAAGAAUCUCUAUAACAGCCGCAGUUUAUUGCUGUUGAGAGAAGAGCUGUUUUAUUGGGUGGACUCUAGCAGUUUGCCACAUCAAGUGGGCUUCACAAAAUAUAAAAAGCUUUUCCAAAAUAAUAUUGAUUUAUAGUAUUACAUGUGAUGACAUCCAGUCUCAGAUUUGUACAUACUAUACAUUAUUCUCUGAUAAUCAAUAUAUCUAACAAUAAACUACAUUCCUGGGGACCCGAGUUUAGCUGCAAGACUGUUUUGGACCUUCUUAAAACAACUAGAAAAACAUAGAUCAUCAUCAAACACAAUGCAAUGCCGGACUGGUGUUCUAUUUGAGACUACGUUACAAUAAAA
Molecule: messenger RNA, 2191 nt
Organism: Oncorhynchus keta (chum salmon)
Lineage: Eukaryota; Metazoa; Chordata; Actinopteri; Salmoniformes; Salmonidae
Gene: rd3
Product: retinal degeneration 3, GUCY2D regulator
Exons: 3
Coding region: 206-868 (220 amino acids)
Source: RefSeq, a predicted model, not a curated record